AUGUUCAAAUUAACAAUAUUUUGCCUAUUUAUCUGGAUAUUAAACGUUAAUUCCUUUCCUCACGAAAAUUUUAAAUCAGAUGACGAGCUCGUUGUUACAUUAAAUCAUGGAGGAAAAGUCCGAGGUACAGAAGAAACAACAGAUGCCGGCCAAAAAUUUCUUUCGUUCAAAGGUAUCCCUUACGCUAAGCCUCCAGUUGGCGACCUUCGACUAAGAAAUACCCAGCCCCAUCCUGGAUGGGCAGGAACCCGAGAUGCCACAAAGCACGGUUCAAAUUGCAUUGGUCAACAAAUGUUCAGUGAAUCUGUGACUGGAUCAGAAGACUGUCUCUUUUUGAAUGUCUAUGUCCCAAGACUUGAGUCUAAGGAAAAACUUCCAGUGAUGUUUUGGAUUCAUGGUGGCUCAUUUAAAAGUGGCUCUGGCGAUUCUGAAUAUUAUGGACCUGAAUUUUUCAUGGAGGAAGAAGUCGUUAUAGUAACAAUCAAUUAUCGUUUGGGAUUUCUCGGAUUUUUUUCAACGAACGAUAAAGCAGCGCAAGGAAAUUACGGCUUGAAAGAUUGUGUGGAAGCUCUAAAAUGGGUUCAAAAUAACAUUGAAGCAUUUGGUGGCGAUCGCGAACAAGUAACAAUUUUCGGAGAAUCAGCUGGAGGAGCAAGUGUUCAUUAUCUAACACUUUCACCAAUGGCAAACGGUUUAUUUCGAGCAGCAAUUUCUCAAUCUGGUUCCGCACUUAAUCCAUGGUCGUUUCAAGAUGAUCCAAAACGUAUUGCUUACGAAGCAGGGACAUUUUUAAAUCUAACGUUUUCGAAUACAGAAGAACUUGUUAAAGGAAUUCGGGAAAUUGAUGAUCCAAAGAUUUUUGUUAAAUUUGUAGGAGUCGCAGAGGACAAUCAAUUACCCGCAUUUCUGCAACCUAUUCCAUUUUCACCUUGUGUAGAGCCAGAAGAUUCUGAAGAGACCCGAUUUUUGACAGAAACACCCUUGACCAUAAUUCAAGAGAAAAAAUUUAACAAAAAUAUCAAGUACAUUUCUGGAAGUAACGAUAAAGAAAUGCUCUUAGGCAUUCCGCAACUCAAUGCAAAUCCGAAUUUCCUACAAAAACUCAACGAAAAUCCACAUUUCUUACUUCCUUACGAAUGGCAUAUUGAUCCAGAUAGCGAAGCGGCCGCUGAUAUAAUAGAUAACAUUCGUAAAGUAUAUUUCCAUGGGCAAAACAUCACUGAUACUAUGGAUUUUAUAAAAUAUUCCACUGAUCGCGUUUUUGGUUAUGGUAUUCAAAAAACGGCACAGUUACAUUCUCAAAGUCACGAAGUUUUUUACUACAUUUUCUCGUUCGGUGGGGAUUUAAAUAUUUUUAAGAAACUUGCAUCAUUGGAGCAGUACGAAGGAGCUGCCCAUGCCGAUGAACUGGGAUAUCUAUGGAAUUUCAAAGCAUUACCUUCUGUUUCAGCAGAAAGUCCAGCAGCAACUGUUCGUACUCGAAUGGUAAAAAUGUGGUCAAAUUUCGGCAAAUUUGGUAAUCCAACUCCGGAACAAAGUGAAUUAAACGUCAUUUGGUCAAAUCUUCAAUCCAACCUCGAAUACUUGAACAUUGAUGGUGAUUUGGAAUCCAAAGAGGAUCCUUUCAGCAAACGAAUGGCCAUGUGGCGAGAAAUGGAUCAAAAAUACAACAAAAAAUAAACAACAUUCCUCCGCAUAUUCUCAUAUGGCACAUAUUUAUCAAUAAUUCAAGUGAGAUCGGGAUUUUUUUUCUCUUUGAAAGAAUAUGAAAGAAACAAAAUGCAAAUAAAUCAAAGCAAUAUAUCGGCGAUCAAAAUUAUUAUCUACAAGGCAAAUUGCUUGCACUUUGCUCUCAUCACGUUAUUAUUAUGUUUUGUUGGUGCUGUCUUAAGAGGCGUGUAAGCGUUGAAGGCGCGCAUUAAUAAAAUAAUAUUAUUAUAUUGAAUCAUGUUGAUGAUCAAAGGAAAGAAAAGGCAAAAAAUAAAAAUAAACGAAACAAC
Molecule: messenger RNA, 2000 nt
Organism: Culicoides brevitarsis
Lineage: Eukaryota; Metazoa; Arthropoda; Insecta; Diptera; Ceratopogonidae
Product: juvenile hormone esterase-like
Exons: 1
Coding region: 1-1680 (559 amino acids)
Source: RefSeq, a predicted model, not a curated record